AAGUAGUGGGGUGGAUCAGCAUCAUCUUCACUUUGCCUUUAGUUUCUCGAAGCUGUGUGAAGCUUUUGGCCGAGAGGUUUGAUCACAGCAGACAUGGCCUUCAGCGGAACAUGGCAGGUGUACGUUCAGGAGAAUUAUGAAGAAUUCCUCAGAGCCAUCUCACUGCCAGAAGACGUCAUUAAACUGGCCAAAGAUGUCAAACCUGUGACAGAAAUCCAACAAAACGGCAACGACUUUAAAAUCACAUCCAAGACACCUGGAAAAUCCGUCACUAACUCCUUCACCAUCGGCAAAGAAGCUGAAAUUAACACCAUGGACGGCAAGAAGCUGAAGUGCAUUGUCAAAUUGGAUGGUGGAAAGCUGGUGUGUGACACAGAUCGAUUCUCUCACAUCCAGGAGAUCAAGGGAGGAGAGAUGAUUGAGACGCUGACAGUAAGUGGAACCACCAUGAUCAGAAAGAGUAAAAAGAUUUAAGGCGUCAAGGUGUCAGAAGACAAAUGUUUCAUUAUGAAUUUACUGGCUAUUUAAAAUAAAGCUCUGAUUUAUCAA
Triplophysa dalaica is the source of this 549-nucleotide messenger RNA. RefSeq names its product fatty acid binding protein 10a, liver basic (gene fabp10a). The transcript is spliced from 4 exons. Gene Ontology annotation, cellular component: nucleus; cytosol. NCBI's taxonomy places the organism in Eukaryota, Metazoa, Chordata, Actinopteri, Cypriniformes, Nemacheilidae. Gene Ontology annotation, biological process: fatty acid transport. Gene Ontology annotation, molecular function: fatty acid binding. The record is from RefSeq and is a predicted model, not a curated record. Bases 94 to 474 code for a protein of 126 amino acids.